Molecule: messenger RNA, 1682 nt
Organism: Xenopus laevis (African clawed frog)
Lineage: Eukaryota; Metazoa; Chordata; Amphibia; Anura; Pipidae
Product: putative nuclease HARBI1
Exons: 4
Coding region: 555-1652 (365 amino acids)
Source: RefSeq, a predicted model, not a curated record
GGGGAAUUCACAAAAGUGUCGGUAAAAAAAGUAACCCAGAAGUGGCGGUCGACAAAUUUGUAAAAUGUCGUAUGUACGUCAAAUUCACAAAGGGAGAUGUCACUGUCUUUGAAUCUCUCGUAAGUCCGGCAUUUUUAUAAAAUGUCGUAUAUAUUUUGUCGGUGGAACGACGGUUUAGUUAAAUUGUCGUAGUUACGUCAAAUUCAAGAAAAAAGGCGCAAUCACUGUACAACUGAUUAAAAUAAUGUCGUUAGAACGAAUAAAUAUGUCGUGUACCCGAAAGAACAUUUCCUAGCACGACAACUGCAGAAUAGCUUCACGUCACGUUGUAGAUGAGUUCUGUCACUCAGAGGAAGCUGCUUAAUCCUGAGGAGAUUUCGUUUUUCCGAAGAUAUUGUUCCUGAGGUUAUUCUAUAUAUAUUUAAAAUUUUCUAUUUAGAUUUCCUGGUUUUGACCUUGGCUUGUUUCUGGACACUGUUGCCUGCUGCCUGACCCGACCUUUGGCCUGUUUACUGGACUCUGUUUUUGCCUGCAGAUUCUUUUCAUCACAGAUUAUGGAAAUUAUAUUUCCCUCACUGUUUUUCUUCCAUUUAAGAAAGAAAAGAAUGGAAAAAGUCGAUAAGCCUUUUAAUAAUGGAAAGCAAGUUAAAAGGCGCAAAUGCCAGAAGAUAAAAAUGUUUCGUGACCGAGUGACGCUGGUGGACCUAACGGACACUGAGAUUAAGGAUCGAUACAGGCUAAACACUGUGGAGAUUCUAUCGCUGUAUGAUGUGCUGAAAGUGAAUUUGUGCAAGCCAACUAAAAGAUCUCACGCCAUCCCUGGCCUUGUACGUUUGCUGUUGGCAUUAAAUUUUUUUGCAAAAGGUGACUUUCAAAGUUGCAUAGCAGUGAUUGGCGGUGUGUCUCAAAGCUCUUGCAGCCGCUCAUUGGAUGAAGUUUUGAAAGCAAUUAUGUUAGUUUAUAAAUCGUAUGUCUACUUUCCUUCUGACAGCAGUUAUUUGAAUACAGUUAAAGGAAAAUUUUAUGAGAUUGGCGGAUUUCCUAACAUUGUGGGAAUUAUAGAUUGUACACACAUUACACUAUGCCCACCUGCUGACCUGGAGCACAUUUACAGAAAUCGGAAGAGCUCCCACAGCAUUAAUGUCCAGCUUGUGUGUUCCUUUAAUCUAAAAUUUGUGGAUAUAGUUGCUAAAUUCCCAGGCUCUUCUCACGAUUCGUAUAUCUUGUCAAAUUCAUCUUUGUCUGAACGUUUUCAACAGGGCGAAUUCAAAGAUUCGUGGCUAUUAGGAGAUUGUGGAUAUCCGUUAAAAACUUGGCUGAUGACGCCAGUGUGGCGGCCUAAGAAUGCAAAAGAAAAAAACUACAACCGAGUCCAUGCUACAACAAGAUGUAUAAUUGAAAGAGCAUUUGGAAUCUUAAAGAGCAAAUUCCGUUGUUUGGACAUCACUGGGGGGUCACUACUGUACUCGCCUGAAAAGGUGUGCUACAUUGUUGUAGCGUGUGUUGUUUUACAUAAUAUCAUUAUACAAAGGGUCCAAAAUGAUGUAUGUGAAAUCCAACCAGCAUGUGAAGAAAACACUGACCUUCAAAUGCAUGUUGACCAGAAUGAAGCAAUUAUCACAAGGAACGAUUUGAUUCAACGAUUUUUUUGAUUGAUUCACUUGACUUUGGGAGGUUACAUU